AUUUAUGGCUAUAUGAAGUUAUCAAAUUAUAUUUUUAGGAAUAUUUAGUGCAUAUAAGUAGAAGUAUUAAACAUUUAAUUAAAAAUUGCCACAAUAAUGCUUCUUUUUUGUUUUUUAUUGUAGGAGAAAGAUUAACAACGAAAGAGACAAUUCAAAUAUCACCAAGUAUGGCUGAGAUGAAAACAGGAGACUUUUUUUGGCUCAACAUGGGAGACAAAAUAAAUGGUAAGAUAGUAUUUCAGUAUUUAAGACAUUGUUGUCAAAGCUUAAAUUUGGCAGAAUGGUGGCUCUGCAACACCACACAUGAAGUUGAACCUGGUGCAUUAUCAUUUCUUCCUAAGCUCCUACCAAUUGGUCCAUUAUUAAGAAGUUAUGAUAGUAAAAUUGGUAUCACAAAAGCAAUUGGACAAUACUGGGAAGAAGAUCUAUCUUGCAUGAGUUGGCUUGAUGAACAACAACAUGGUACAGUGUUGUAUGUUGCAUUUGGUAGUUUCACUCAUUUUGACCAAAAGCAGUUCAAUGAACUUGCCCUUGGAUUAGCCCUCACAAAUAGACCUUUUCUUUGGGUUAUAAGAGAAGAUAAUAAAAUGGAAUACCCUCAUGAAUUCAAAGGGCAUAAAGGUAAGAUAUUUAGUUGGGCUCCUCAACAAAAGGUUUUAAGCCACCCUGCCAUAGCAUGUUUUGUCACUCACUGUGGUUGGAAUUCUACCAUAGAAGGUUUGUCCAACGGGGUACCUUUCUUGUGUUGGCCAUAUUUUGGAGACCAAAUUCUGAACAAAAAAUAUAUUUGUGAUGAGUUGAAGGUUGGAUUGGGAUUUGACAAAGACCAAAAUGGACUUGUGUCACGCAAAGAGGUAAAAUUGAAAGUGGAGCAAAUCCUUAUUGACGAGAACACAAAAUCUAGGUCUCUUGAGUUGAAGGAGAAAGUCAUGAACAACAUAGUCAAAGGUGGUGCAUCAUUGGAGAACCUUAAUAGGUUUGUCAAGUGGCUUAAAGAGUAAGAAUUGCCAUUUGAAUUUAAUUUAUGCAUAUUUUAUGUUGGAUAAAAUAAAACUAGACAUUUUGAUGAAAACUCUCACAAAACCUUAGCAAUAUUUUCAAGCCAUUGAGAUUUCUUAUUUACAUGUCUUUUUAUUUUAUAGCGUCAAAACAACGCAAUGUUAUUAUGUAGCUUUUUUUUUCUUUAUUUCCUUUGAGAUCGUAUUGUAC
Messenger RNA from Vigna umbellata (rice bean), 1209 nucleotides. The record is from RefSeq and is a predicted model, not a curated record. Lineage: Eukaryota; Viridiplantae; Streptophyta; Magnoliopsida; Fabales; Fabaceae.